Messenger RNA from Fomitopsis serialis, 487 nucleotides. RefSeq lists its product as uncharacterized. The coding region runs from base 1 to 213 and encodes 70 amino acids. The record is from RefSeq and is a predicted model, not a curated record. The transcript has 3 exons. NCBI's taxonomy places the organism in Eukaryota, Fungi, Basidiomycota, Agaricomycetes, Polyporales, Fomitopsidaceae.
AUGGACGGGGGAAUGAGGAAUGACGGGAGGAUUAACUGGAUGACGGGGCGGGCGCAACGCAGGGGCAACUGGGAGCGGGCGGGGCCUUGCCGGAGUAGCUGGGAGAGGGCGGGGCCUUGCCGGAAUAGCUGGGAGCGGGCGAUGCUUUGCCGGAAUGUAAGGACUGUUGUUUGGUCAGUGCUCACCGCCACGAGCGAACAGUUCCUCCUCUAGAGCACGCACGAAUACCUCGUUUAAAUCAUUACGGCGGUCAAUUAUUGGGUUACUGGAGCAUUUGUCAGUGCUGUGCAGUCUCAGUCUAGCCUGUGGAGAUCAACCUGGUAUACGCGCUGAUCGGCAGGGCGAGGGCAGCACCCAAGCAGAGCACCACAGAGAAGAGCAUGGAUGUGGAUCCGUUCAAGAAGGCGGAGAAUCUUUAUCGUGUGGUGAGCGGGACACAAGUAAGUAGAUGGCCAGCACCUAUGAUGAGCUCGAAGAAGAAGAAGAA